Molecule: messenger RNA, 2853 nt
Organism: Metarhizium acridum CQMa 102
Lineage: Eukaryota; Fungi; Ascomycota; Sordariomycetes; Hypocreales; Clavicipitaceae
Source: RefSeq, a predicted model, not a curated record
AUGGCUUCGAACGCUACACAAGAGACCUUCUCGCCGUCUGACGUACUGGCUGCUGUUAGGACGAUGAGGACUGGGGAGAAGGAGACGAAAACAAAGGCCCAUGAAUAUCUGGAGAGAUUCCAGAAGUCGAUCACGUAUGAUCUAACUACCCAGGUGCCACCGAGCGAACUCCCGGCUCUUAGAAGUCAAAUUCUGCUUCUAUUGAAGCACUUUGCUGCCGGUCCGAAGCCCAUUCGCGUGCAGCUCUGCGUUUGUCUGGCUAUUCUUGCGAUACAAAUGAAGGACUGGAACGACGUUCUCCCGUCCGUGGUACAGUCCCUCGGUGACAGCCCUGAGAGCCACGCUUGUAUACUAGACUUCUUGAGAGUUUUGCCUGAAGAAGUGACCGAAGGUCGAAAAAUUACCCUGUCUCAUAGAUCAGGUGGUACAGCUCCUAAUAAGCUACUCACAAUCAUCACGUAUGCUUCCAACAACUUUACUGGAACUGAAAUUCUUCAACUUGAUGCUAAUUGUUUGGUUGCAAAUUUAGCGGCUGCAUCGCGCAACCCCCAGCUCAUAGAGUGCAUUACCUCCUGGUUGAGAGAAGUUCCUGUUAUGAACAUAAUCAACUCACCACUUCUGGAUCACAUCUUUGCUGGUGUUUCGAGUGACGAAAGUGGUGCGGAAGCCGCCGAGUGUCUUUGCACCAUGCUCCGGGAAACCAGGGAUAUCGAUGAGAGCCAAGAUGCCGUCCAUGCAUUGUACCCUCGGGUUGUGGCACUGAAGCCACAGAUCGAAAAGGCCGCUGAAGCCGACGAUACGGACCAGUUGAAGGCAUUGACCAAGGUCUUUUCGACAGCUGCGAUUAGCUGGGUGGUUGGUGUUGCUCGCGAACCGUCUCAUUUCAGACCGUUGGUAGAGGCUGUUCUGGAGUGCGCUGCUCGAGACAAGGAGCGUGACGUUAUUGAGCACACUUUUGACUUCUGGUACGAGCUGAAGCAGUAUUUGGUUUUGGAGCGGUACAUUCAGGGCAGACUAGAGCUCGUCGAUAUUUUCUCGAAGCUCGUUGACAUCCUGCUCCGCCAUCUAGAGUAUCCCCGGCCUGAGUCUGGAAACGAGAGCGAUCUCUUCGAUGGUGAUCGCGAGCAGGAAGAAAAGUUUCGAGAGUUCCGUCACCGAAUGGGUGACACUUUGAAGGACUCUUGCGAUGUCAUGGGGGUGACUGAGUGUCUUACCAAGGUUCUUCACGCUAUUCAGCUAUGGACGCAAAAGUAUGCCGGACAGGUCAAUGGCUCCGACGUUCCCCAUUGGCAAGAGCUUGAGGCUCCUCUUUUCGCAAUGAGAGCCCUGGGUCGGAUGGUUCACAAGGACGAAAGUAUUGUGCUCCCCCAACUGAUGCCGCUACUGGUUCAGAUUCCGAGCCACGAAAAGCUUCGCUUCGCGACAAUCAUGGUUCUCGGGCGAUACACCGAGUGGACUGCAGCGCACCCUGAAUAUUUGGAACCGCAGUUCAAUUAUAUUGUGGAAUCUUUCCAGACAGAGUCGAGAGAAAUACUCAGAGCCGCUGCACUUUCUCUCAAGUUCUUCUGUACUGACUGCAGGAAUCUCCUCAGUGGGCAGGUGUUACAGCUCCAAACAUUCUACGACCAAAUCCUGGACAAGCUACCUGAUCUGAGCAAGGAGGAAAUAACCGAGGGUGUUGCCAACGUGGUCGCCGUUCAGCCUGUUGACGAAACGUACAGGCUUUUGAAAACCUAUGCCGACCCUCUGGUACAAAGAUUAAUGGCCAAAGCCAACAACGCUUCCAAUGAGGAAGGCAAGCUAGCCUUGGCUGAUCACCUCCAACUUAUCACCAUCUUUGUGCAGAAUGUUGUUCCGUACGCGGCUCCAGGGGGAGAAAACCCUGCAGUCAAGUAUUGGCAGGAGAUCUUUCCCAUCUUGUCGACUGUUUUGGACAACUUCCUCGACUUCAGUCCCAUUUGCGAACGCAUUUGUCGAUGCUGGCGAAAUAUGGUCACGUCGUAUCGAACUGCCAUGGCCCCUCUCCUUCCUGAAAUGGCCAACAAGCUCGCCAGCAGCUUCAACACAUCUAGAGAAGGUUGCUUCCUCUGGGUUACAUCUGCAAUUCUAAGAGAGUUCUCGGAAGACCGUGAGCAUUUGGACCAGGCCACCACGGAGAACAUCUAUACCUUUUUUGAGGCUCAAACAACCGCUUUUCUUAGAGUGAUGGCAGAUUUGCAGCCUAAAGAUUUGCCAGAUGUCAUUGACGACUUCUUCCGGCUUCUAAUUGAUGCCCUUUUGUAUUACCCGCAGAAGCUGAUUCCGUCGCAGCUGCUGGUGCCAAUUUUCCAAGCUUCGGUCUACGCAUUAACUUUGGAGCAACGAGAUCCGCUCUCGUCGACCCUGCACUUUUUGCGCGACUUGCUAUCGUACGGCGGCGACAAUCCGGCAAGUAGUGAAGGUCUUCCGGAGGCACAGGCUGCUGAAAUCCGUGGAAUCAUCAAGAAUUUGUUGAUGGCCCAUGGUGCCGACCUUGUCAAACAAACCAUGGCCGGUAUGAUGAUUACGUUCCCUGGGGACUGCUUUGCGGAUGGAAGCGGUGUUAUCCUGGCCUUGUUUGAGAUUAUGCCAGCACAAACUACUCAGUGGGUUGCGCAUACGAUUGAGCUUCUUCCUCAAGGAACUGUGUCGGCACCAGAAGCUCAACGAUUCGUGACCAAGGUCAAGGAGAAGUUGUCAUCCGGGGAUGUGAGCGGCCUCAGACAUGUGCGCACUUUGCUGCAAGACUUCACCACUAAUUACCGCCGUCGCAAUGUUGCUCCCAGAGACGGCCUGGGCCAACUCGAAGCUGCCAGAUUUCAGUUCUCUGGCUAA